This is a messenger RNA of Candidula unifasciata, 173 nucleotides long. The record is from the annotation of a GenBank genome assembly. Lineage: Eukaryota; Metazoa; Mollusca; Gastropoda; Stylommatophora; Geomitridae.
AUGGCAAAGUUCUUCACCCAUCCCCUGUUUCUGAUGCUAAUCAUCGGCGCUUGCUGGCUGGCGAGCGCUAAGAAGAAAAAAGUCGACGCUGACAAACCUGCUGGUGACAAGAAGACAGAGGAGGACAGUGUGGGCACUGUGAUUGGGAUUGAUCUGGGAACAACUUACUCCUG